This is a messenger RNA of Polyodon spathula (Mississippi paddlefish), 525 nucleotides long. Its product is annotated as keratin-associated protein 10-8-like. The transcript has 2 exons. Gene Ontology annotation, cellular component: keratin filament. Bases 1 to 525 code for a protein of 174 amino acids. NCBI's taxonomy places the organism in Eukaryota, Metazoa, Chordata, Actinopteri, Acipenseriformes, Polyodontidae. The record is from RefSeq and is a predicted model, not a curated record.
AUGCUCCCGGUCUGUGAUGUAAAUGACUAUCUGGGUGAAAGCACCAGACCUCAUUACAGAGCCUGCAGACAGAGUGGCAGCCUGCCCGCCUGCAUCCUACCCCCCUGCGCCCUGCAUGCCUGCAUCCUGCCUGCAUGCAUCCUGUCCGCCUGUGCCCUGCCUGCCUGCAUCCUGCCCAUCUGCAUCCUGCCCGCUUGCAUCCUGCCCAUCUGCAUCCUGCCCGUCUGCGCCCUGCCUGCCUGCAUCCUGCCCAUCUGCAUCCUGCCCAUCUGCAUCCUGCCCAUCUGCAUCCUGCCCAUCUGCGCCCUGCCUGCCUGCAUCCUGCCCAUCUGCAUCCUGCCCGUCUGCUCCCUGCCUGCUUGCAUCUUGCCCGUCUGCGCCCUGCCUGCUUGCAUCCUGCCCGCCUGCGCCCUGCCUGCUUGCAUCCUGCCCGCCUGCGCCCUGCCUGCUUGCAUCCUGCCCGCCUGCGCCCUGCCUGCUUGCAUCCUGCCCGUCUGCACCCUGCCUGCUUGCGUCUUGCCUUGA